GCCAAAUUGAUCCUACAUGUUUAUCUACUACUUUAUAUAUACAUAUGCCAAAAUUCAAAGCAAAACAAAUUUUGCUCUUAACAUCACAAAGAUGAUGCAAUCACAAGACUUUACCCCUUCAUGGCCAUUGGUGAAUUCAACCAUAGAUCAAUUAGAACCCUACGGUUUUAAUAUGUGUGUCCAUUUUGAUGCUUCUUCUUCAUUCCAUACCAGUGUGGAUUCCUUCUUCUCCAAUGACAUUUUCCCAUUUUCACCCUAUGAUUUUGAUGAUGAUCUGCUUCGGGUCACAGUACCAUGGGAGGAUAUUUCAGCACCCUUGGCAGGGCUUGAUUCUAUGUUGACUGAUGGGGUUGAAGAAAGUUUUCCUUUGUCCUCUCAAAGGCAAGAUAUAUGGAGUCCUUGUCCAUCUAUAAGAUCCAGCGAGGCCUCGACCGAUACGAUGCAAUCGCCACUUACUAUGCCAAUCCUAGGAGAAGAAGCCAUGGAAAUUGAUAAUCAGUUGCCCUUAUUUCAUCUGCUCAAGGCUCAUGGAGACGCUACAGAGAAGAACCAGACAGACCUUGCAGAGGUAAUCUUAAGGUGUGUGAGUGAGAAAGGUAAUCCAGUUGGUGAAACUUUGGAACGGAUUGCAUUCAAUUUAUCACAAGAUAUUCAAAACCAAAACAAUUAUUAUCUAAUGCAAGAGUCUAGCAAGAACUUUGAGGUUGCCUUCAGGACUUUCUACCAGAUAUUCCCAUAUGGAAGGUUUGCUCAUUUUGCUGCUAACUCGGCAAUCCUCGAAGCCAUACCCAACGAUGCAGAACAGCUACACAUCGUUGAUUUUGACCUUGGAGUCGGGAUCCAAUGGCCUUCAUUGAUUGAGGCCAUAGCAGGACAUUGGCAACAUAAGACAUUGAGACUGACUUCAAUAAAAUGGGGAGAUGAUCACUCUCCAUGGAGGUUUCAACACACAAGAAGGCUACUUUGUGACCAUGCUAGGUCCUUUGGCCUAAACUUUAAAGUUGAAGAAAUGGGAAUCCAUGAUUUGGUGAAUGAGUUCAUGGCAAUCAAGAAACAAGGUGGUGGUACUAAAGAAUGGUUGGCAUUCAAUUGCAUGGUGGGACUCCCACACAUGGGCAAAAACAAGAGCAGGAAGCUUGUAAAUGAGUUCCUAGGCAUAGCUAAACAAUUAUUGACAAGUUGUGGUGACAAUGCAAGAACAACAAAAAGGGGAAUGAUAACGCUUGGUGAAGGAGAUGCUUGUGAGAAACUUAAAGAUGGUACAGGUUCAAGUUUUGGGGCAUAUUUUAAUGCGCAAUUGAUGCACUACCAAGCUAUUAUGGAAUCAAUGGAAUCCAACAUGGCAAAGCACCUGGUCCAAGCAAGACUGGCAAUGGAGUGUUUGUUUGUAGGGCCUAAUAUCUGUGCACAAGCUUGGUUCCAAAAAUGGAAGGAGAUGAAUGAAACAUGCUAUUUCCAGGCAGGGACGACAUUGGAAGGAUUAAAGGUGAGCAGAGGUAGAGUAAUGGAAGCUAAAGAAAUGGUGAAAGAAAGGGGAAAUUCUUAUGAGGUGAGCAUUGGAGGGGAUUCUGGAAAUGAGUUAACCUUGGACUGGAGAGGAAUUACACUGGUCAAAGUUUCCUCCUGGAGAAAUUAAAGCUAAUUCUUCUUUUUAGUACUUAGAUGUAAAUUACGAAGACUAGAAGGAUUGUUUAUGUAAAAAUAGUAUAAUUAGCGAAAACAAUAGAACAAAUUUCAUUUCCAUAUUUUGUUGCUUGAUUUGUUUUAGUGAAAUUUACAAACCCCAUUUAGCUCUCCA
Messenger RNA from Gossypium raimondii (Peruvian cotton), 1798 nucleotides. RefSeq names its product protein NODULATION SIGNALING PATHWAY 2. NCBI's taxonomy places the organism in Eukaryota, Viridiplantae, Streptophyta, Magnoliopsida, Malvales, Malvaceae. Gene Ontology annotation, cellular component: nucleus. The record is from RefSeq and is a predicted model, not a curated record. Gene Ontology annotation, molecular function: DNA-binding transcription factor activity; sequence-specific DNA binding. The transcript has a single exon. Gene Ontology annotation, biological process: regulation of DNA-templated transcription. The coding region runs from base 17 to 1636 and encodes 539 amino acids.